AUGUCGAGCCCGACCACCGUCCUCAUAACAGGAGCUAACACAGGUAUAGGCUAUCAAACGGCCUUACAACUCCUUCUUUCCCUCAAUGACACCUACAAGAUCUUCGUCGGCGCAAGGUCAAUCGAGAAAUCACAACAAGCUAUCAAAGAAUUACGACAAGAUGCUACACAGACCAAGUCGGAGCUUGAACCGUUGGUAGUAGACCUGGAGGAUGAUGAGAGUAUCAAGAGAGCUUAUGAGGAAGUGGACAGGAAAGUAGAAAAGUUGGACGUUUUAGUUAAUAAUGCUGGUGUAUUACUCGAUAGUCAAGCCAAAAUACAGAACCUCUCCACCCGUCAACUAUUCCUUCAAACAUUCAAUACCAACGUAUUCGGUGUUCAAGUCCUCACCGAGAGAUUUAUCCCUCUCUUAUUGAAAUCUACUUCUCCACGCCUCCUAUUCCUCGGAACAAGUAUGUCAUCACUCACCAUCUCUGAAAACCCUAAUCCAUAUUUCAACCAUCCUCCUCCUGCAGGGUGGCCGAAAGAGAAUCCGGAUUCCUGGGCAUACAAAUCAAGUAAAUUGGCGUUAAUGAUGAUUAUGAGAGAUUGGUCCAAAACUCUAAGGAACGAUAAUGUAAAAGUAUGGGGUAUCAACCCAGGUCUUGUCGCGACGAACUUGGGAGGAAGUAAAGAAUUCCUUAAAUCCAUUGGAGCGGGCGAUCCGGCGGGAUCGGGUAGGUUGAUUAGGGGUGUUAUUGAAGGCGAGAGAGAUGGGGAUGUGGGGAAGUUGAUUGCUGCGGAGGAUGAUUAUUUUGGUAGUGUUGUACCAUGGUGA
This is a messenger RNA of Kwoniella botswanensis, 816 nucleotides long. RefSeq lists its product as uncharacterized. The transcript has 2 exons. Gene Ontology annotation, molecular function: oxidoreductase activity. Gene Ontology annotation, cellular component: cytoplasm. Lineage: Eukaryota; Fungi; Basidiomycota; Tremellomycetes; Tremellales; Cryptococcaceae. Gene Ontology annotation, biological process: secondary metabolic process. The coding region runs from base 1 to 816 and encodes 271 amino acids. The record is from RefSeq and is a predicted model, not a curated record.